AUGAAUUACAAUGGUUUAUGUAUUGAAUAUGCUGAUGCUACUAUUCCUUUUGAGUUGAAAUCUGGUUUAAUGCACUUGUUGUCAAGGUUUAGUGGUCUUGCAGGUGGGGAUCCGCAUAAGCAUCUUAAGGAAUUUCAGGUUGUUUGCUCUACACCAUUGAGACCUGAAGGAAUCACCGAAGAUCACAUCAAGCUGAGAGCCUUCCCGUUUUCACUACAGGGUGCUGCCAAGGAUUGGUUAUAUUAUCUCGAGCCAAAUUCAAUUGCAAGCUGGAAUGCCCUGAAAAAAGUGUUCUUAGAGAGAUAUUUUCCUGCCUCCAGAGCUGCAUCAAUCCGAAAAGAUAUAUGUGGUAUUAAACAGGGAAAUGAGUCAUUGGCUGAGUAUUGGGAGAGAUUCAAACACUUGGUAUCCAGCUGCCCUCAAUACCAGAUCACCGAGCAACUACUCAUCCAGUACUUUUAUGAGGGUUUAAUACCGAUGGAUAGGAACAUUCUUGAUGCUGCUAGUGGUGGAGCACUUGUUAAUAAGACUCCAGCUGCUGUCAAAGCCCUUAUCGAAAAUAUGUCCCUUAAUUCCCAACAGUUCACUACUAGAGACAAUUCUGUGCAAAGCAAAGGCGUGAAUCAAAUUCAGGUUUCUUCCAACAAAGCUUUAGAGACCAAAAUUGACGAGCUCACUGCCUUAGUCAAACAGCUGGCAGUAGCAAAACCUCAAACAACAACAGUGUGUGGUAUUUGUACUUCUCAUGAGCACCCGACCGAUACUUGUCCUAUUCUGAGAGACGAGUCCAUUACUGAGCUGCCUCAAGCUUAUGCAGGCAACCUUUACAAUCAAAAUAGGUACCAUAAUACUCCUAACCUGUCCACCAACAAAUAUCAUCCCAAUUGGAGGAACCAUCCCAACCUUCGAUAUGGAAACCCACAACAGAAUCCACCUCAAGCGGCUUCCCCUGCACCUUCCGGACCAUCCUUAGAAGAUAUUGUCAAACAAAUGCUGGAUUACUACUGCGAGGCUGUUAAGCCUGCUGCUGAGGGCGAUGCUGUUGUUGAUGAUAAGGUUGAGGAGAUUGUUGUUGAUUGUGUUGCUGAUGAUGAUAUUGCUGAUGUUGCUGAUGCUGAUAAUUAUCCCUGA
Molecule: messenger RNA, 1131 nt
Organism: Lathyrus oleraceus (garden pea)
Lineage: Eukaryota; Viridiplantae; Streptophyta; Magnoliopsida; Fabales; Fabaceae
Exons: 2
Coding region: 1-1131 (376 amino acids)
Source: RefSeq, a predicted model, not a curated record